AUGGUUCAGAAACGCACUAUUGAGGUUGUAAUACCACAAAUGUCAAGUCAAAGCAUUAAUUCAACUACAAAGUCAAACGAAGUUGUAUCGAAGACCGUCCCAGCCAUUCCUCUGGCCACGAUUAACGAAGAGCAAGAUUUAUGCAGUCCCAAUUCUCCACGUCGUACGAAUGACGAAUUGCAGAGCAAGUUGAAUAAUGGCAAAAUGUCAUCGAUGUCUAGCUUGCUGGGACAUUUCUUUUCCGGGGCCAGAGAAGAGGGAAAGGAAAAGGAAGAUGCAGAGGUAGUCCGCGGUGCGAAUCCUCCACAUCGCACGAACGAUCGAUUAUUCAACCGCGGCGGAGAUAAUCAUCAAGCAUCAGCAACUUCAAGCAACAGAAGAGAAGAGGAUAUAAAACGAGAGGUUGAGAAUACGUAUGAAACUAAUCUUCCACAUCGAGCAGGUGUCCGAGUGAGGUUCGAGUUGGAUAAUCAUGAGAUCUCGACUCCCUCGUCUGCAUCCAAUGAAACGACUCCGCAGAUGACUCCUACUUCUUCUUUGGUCGAUGAAAUGGAAGGGGAUCUCAUUGAUCUCUACGAUGAUAAUGAUGAUGAUGGUGAUGAUACCCCUCUCCGGCAUACGGGCGAGGAAUUCCUCUCGGACGAAUUCGAAUUCGAACCCCAUCCACAUCCACAUCAAAACCUACAUCGCGCCCCCAAAUCAUUCAUCAUCUCCCAACAUCCCCCCACACAAACCAAAGCCCCUCCAACAUCUCCGCAAACCCAUCGUACCCCGUCUGCAAACAUCAUAUCCACAUCUCCACGUGCAAUCACCAAGCACGAAAUCUUCCUGCACACACUCCCAUCCAAACAUGCUUCAGUCCCACAAAUCCGCACCUGGAUCGCGAGCUGGUUUUCCGGUCGGGACAUCGCGUUUGCCGUCCCGUGGGAAGACGAGAAUAUCGGGCUGCAGCGAUAUAUCGAGUGUAUUUCCUGGAGUGGCCAUGAUAUACAUCAUGGGAGUUGUGGCAGUUUGGAGAAUGAUAUGAGAGGAUGGAUGUUAGGGGGGUAUGCGACACCGAUAGUGAGGGAUAUUGAGAAGGCGAGGAAUAUGGAACGGGAGAGGAAGUGGGAGGUGGCUGUGGGGAGGUUCACGGAUUUUCUUUAUGGUGCUGUGGUUAUGGGGGUGGUGGGACUGGUUUUGAUGGUUUUGGUGCCUUGUCCUUGUCGGAGGUAUUGA
Molecule: messenger RNA, 1218 nt
Organism: Botrytis sinoallii
Lineage: Eukaryota; Fungi; Ascomycota; Leotiomycetes; Helotiales; Sclerotiniaceae
Exons: 1
Coding region: 1-1218 (405 amino acids)
Source: RefSeq, a predicted model, not a curated record